Messenger RNA from Capra hircus (goat), 1953 nucleotides. RefSeq names its product cysteine rich with EGF like domains 1 (gene CRELD1). NCBI's taxonomy places the organism in Eukaryota, Metazoa, Chordata, Mammalia, Artiodactyla, Bovidae. Gene Ontology annotation, molecular function: calcium ion binding. The record is from RefSeq and is a predicted model, not a curated record. The transcript has 11 exons. Bases 99 to 1508 code for a protein of 469 amino acids.
GCCGAACUACCACCAGCUUCCCGUAUCCCCGCGCCCCUUUAACUCCCGGACAGGUGCAGCCCGGAGGCGUCUCUGGUUGGCUGGCAUGGGGUGACGCAAUGGCACAUGGCCCACUGCCAUUGGCUGUGGCGUGGGUUCCGCCCCUCCCGGCUGCGGAGUCGGCGGCGGGUGCACGUUUUACGCAGCCGCGGAGUUGGGAAGACGGCUGCUGGCGACCGCGGGGUGGGUCCCCAGCCUGGGAAACGAUGGCCCCAAGAUCCUCAAGGGGCAUAGCCCCAGCUCUGCUCUGUGGUCUGAGCCUCUUCCUUGGCUUCCCAGGCCUGGUCUGGGUCCAAAUUUCUGUGCCUCCCCAAUCUUCUCCCCACACUGAGGCCCAUCCGUGUCACACCUGCCGGGGACUGGUUGACAGCUUCAACAAGGGCCUGGAGAGAACCAUCCGGGACAACUUUGGAGGUGGAAACACUGCUUGGGAGGAAGAGAAGUUGUCCAAAUAUAAAGACAGUGAGACCCGCCUGGUAGAGGUGCUUGAGGGCGUGUGCAGCAAGUCGGACUUCGAGUGCCACCGCCUGCUGGAGCUGAGUGAGGAGCUGGUGGAGAGCUGGUGGUUUCACAAGCAGCAGGAAGCCCCGGACCUCUUCCAGUGGCUCUGCUCAGAUUCCCUGAAGCUCUGCUGCCCCUCAGGCACCUUCGGGCCCUCCUGCCUUCCCUGUCCUGGGGGUGCGGAGCGGCCCUGCGGUGGCUACGGCCAUUGUGAAGGGGAAGGGACUCGAGGGGGCAGCGGGCACUGUGACUGCCAAGCUGGCUACGGGGGUGAGGCCUGUGGCCAGUGCGGCCUCGGCUACUUUGAGGCGGAGCGCAACGCCAGCCAUCUGGUAUGUUCGGCUUGUUUUGGCCCCUGUGCACGCUGCUCAGGACCUGAGGAAUCACAUUGUUUACAGUGCAAGAAGGGCUGGGCCCUGCAUCACCUCAAGUGUGUAGACAUUGAUGAAUGCGGCACGGAGCGAGCCAGCUGUGGAGCCGACCAGUUUUGUGUGAACACGGAGGGCUCCUACGAGUGCCGGGACUGUGCCAAGGCCUGCCUGGGCUGCAUGGGGGCGGGACCUGGCCGCUGUAAGAAGUGUAGCCCUGGCUACCAGCAGGUGGGCUCCAAGUGUCUCGAUGUGGACGAGUGUGAGACGGCGGUAUGUCCAGGAGAGAACCAACAAUGUGAGAACACCGAGGGCAGUUACCGUUGCGUCUGUGCCGAUGGCUACAAACAGAUGGAGGGCAUCUGUGUGAAGGAGCAGAUCCCAGAGUCAGCGGGCUUCUUCUCGGAGAUGACGGAGGACGAGCUGGUGGUGCUGCAGCAGAUGUUCUUUGGUGUCAUCAUCUGCGCGCUGGCCACGCUGGCCGCCAAGGGCGACUUGGUCUUUACCGCCAUCUUCAUCGGAGCUGUGGCAGCCAUGACUGGCUACUGGUUGUCAGAGCGCAGUGACCGUGUGCUGGAGGGCUUCAUCAAGGGCAGAUAAUCGCUGCCACACCUGCAUCAUCUCCCGCCCAGGCUGCCCCUGAGGUCGGGGCUCUCCCAUCUGGACACUUGAGGCACUUGCUUUAUUUUUGAGAGUGGGGUAAGCACCCCCUCUGCACUUUAUAGAGCAGCCCAGACACUAGGCCCCUGGGGUGAAAAAGUAGCCCCAAGGGUAGGUGCCUUGAGAUCUUGACCUUGGGGCACUGGGCCAGCUUCACAAUGUGUGAAAUUUUUUUAAACAGUAUCUCCUCGUUGUGGCUGCUGGUGAGCUUUGGCCCUUGCCCAGAGUGAGGUUGGGGGAAGGUGUCCCUGCAGGGGUGGGCCCUUCACAGCCCCCUCCUGCCAGCUGCAUGCUGCCAGCUCCUGUUCUGUACUCACCCCCCUGCCCCUCAGCCACUGAUUUAUUUAUUCAUCUCAGGAAAUAAAGAAAGGUCUUAGAAAAUGGA